UGAUAUUACCUUUUUAUUUCAGAUAUUGUGAAGUGGAGUCAUUGUGCGCUGAGAGUACAUGAGGAGUGCCUAAAGGUUGAAGUUUGACUCAAAGGUGGCAUUUAGAUUUUGCUGACACAAUGGAUGUCUCAGAUCCAAUUACAAUAGUUCUAUCCAUUAUUCUCUGCGUAUUUCUGGCCAUUGUCCUUUAUGGAUGGAAAAGCGGGACACCCAACUUUCCUCCUGGACCAACUCCUUUACCGAUCAUCGGAAAUAUGCAUAUCCUAAACAUGAAGAAGCCGUAUAAAUCAUUUCACGAGCUCUCUAAGAAGUAUGGUCCGGUGUACAGUAUCAAGAUAGGAGAAGAAAAAAUGGUGAUCCUCUGUGGAUAUGAGACAGUAAGAGAUGCUUUGGUAAAUCAUGCUGAUGAGUUUUCCGGACGACCGAUAAUUCCACUGUUCGAUGAAUUUUCUAAAGGACACGGAGUUAUUUUUUCCCGAAAUGAAAACUGGAAAGUGAUGAGAAGAUUUACCCUUUCAACAUUACGAGAUUUCGGGAUGGGGAGAAAGACAAUUGAAGACAGAAUUCUGGAAGAAUGUGACUGUUUGGUGAAAGAAAUCAGAUUAUUCAAAGGGGAACCUUUUGAUAACCAUAUGGUCAUAAAUGCUGCAGUAGCCAACAUAAUCGUUUCCAUAUUGCUGAGUCAUCGAUUUGAUUAUGAAGAUCCGACACUUUUGAGGCUUUUGAAAAUAGUUAAUGAAAAUACCCACAUCAUUGGUAGCCCAACCGCAAUGCUUUAUAAUGCAUUUCCAUCAAUGAUCCGCUGGUUGCCUGGAACACACAAAACUGCCAUGAAAAAUGUGGAUGAAAUGCAUAGAUUUGUUAAGGAAACCUUUACCACCCAACGGAAACAACUGGAUGUCAAUGACCAGAGGAACCUUGUUGAUGCAUUUCUAGUGAAACAGCAAGAGAAGCCCAGUCACGAGUUAUUUUUCACCAAUGAAAACCUAACAGUGCUUGUAACUGAUCUCUUUUCUGCUGGGAUGGAGACGACCUCGACCACACUUCGCUGGGGAAUUCUGUUGAUGAUAAAACACCCAGACAUCCAAAGGAAAGUUCAAAAUGAGAUUGAAAAAGUGAUUGGAUCAUCUGUGCCACAUAUUGGUCACCGUAAGAACAUGCCGUACACAGAUGCCGUUAUUCAUGAAAUUCAAAGAUAUGCAAAUAUUGUUCCAACCAACCUCCCACAUGCUACUACUCAAGAUGUCAACUUCAGGGGUUACUUUCUUCCAAAAGGGACAUAUGUACUUCCAUUGCUAACAUCCGUGCUGUUUGACGAGGCCCACUUUAAAAAACCAAAAGAGUUUUAUCCUGAACAUUUUCUGGAUGCUAGUGGAAGUUUUUUGAAGAAAGAAGCCUUCAUGCCAUUUUCAGCUGGUAAAAGAAGCUGUGCUGGUGAGACAUUGGCCAAAAUGGAAUUGUUUAUGUUCUUUGUGCAGCUUCUACAAAACUUCACUUUCCAGGCUCCUCCUGGGACAAAGUUGGACCUGAAAUCAGGAGUUGGGUUCACGCGGUCUCCUACGAAUCAUAAAAUUUGUGCUGUGCCCCGCGUGUGAUAAUGGAUCAUGAACAUGAGAAACAAAUGACUUUAUAUUUACAGUAUCUGGAAUCACCAGACUAUUCAUGAUAUGAAGAUAAACCAACAUGUUAACCCAG
Messenger RNA from Rana temporaria (common frog), 1695 nucleotides. Its product is annotated as cytochrome P450 2C5-like. Gene Ontology annotation, biological process: xenobiotic metabolic process. Gene Ontology annotation, molecular function: oxidoreductase activity, acting on paired donors, with incorporation or reduction of molecular oxygen, reduced flavin or flavoprotein as one donor, and incorporation of one atom of oxygen; iron ion binding; heme binding. NCBI's taxonomy places the organism in Eukaryota, Metazoa, Chordata, Amphibia, Anura, Ranidae. The transcript is spliced from 10 exons. The record is from RefSeq and is a predicted model, not a curated record. Bases 120 to 1595 code for a protein of 491 amino acids. Gene Ontology annotation, cellular component: intracellular membrane-bounded organelle; cytoplasm.